This is a messenger RNA of Chionomys nivalis (European snow vole), 813 nucleotides long. RefSeq names its product spindlin-2-like. The transcript has a single exon. Gene Ontology annotation, biological process: gamete generation; regulation of DNA-templated transcription. Gene Ontology annotation, cellular component: nucleoplasm; cytosol. The record is from RefSeq and is a predicted model, not a curated record. NCBI's taxonomy places the organism in Eukaryota, Metazoa, Chordata, Mammalia, Rodentia, Cricetidae. The coding region runs from base 1 to 813 and encodes 270 amino acids.
AUGGACCCAGGCACCAGCACCCAGUAUUUCUGGACCACUGAGGCCCAAGGGGAACCCGCAGAUGCAGCUGCUGGACAUGAGUUCUGUGACAAGUUCGCCAAGACCGAGACUGCGAAUUUGACCAAGAAAACACCUGCAGAGAAGAGGCAGAGGAACAGAUCUUCAUCCCUGCCCCAGAGGAACAUUGUGGGGUGUAGAAUUUCCCACAAGUGGAAGGAAGGGGAUGGGCCCAUCACCCAUUGGAGAGGAACGGUUCUCCAUCAGGUUCCUCUAAAUCCCCCUCUCUAUCUUGUAAAAUACGAUGGAAUUGAUUGCGUCUAUGGGCUGGAACUUCACCAAGAUGCAAGAGUGUUGUCCCUUAAGGUGCUCUCUGAUACAAUAAAACCAUCCCCAGUCCCUGAUCCUAACUUUGCAGAUACAAUAAUUGGCAAACCGGUGGAGCACUUAUUUGAGGGUGAGCAUGGUGUAAAAGAUAUUUGGAGGGGGAUGGUUCUGGCCCAAGCUCCUAUACUUAAUGCCUGGUUUUACAUUACCUAUGUGAAUGAUCCCAUCUUAUACAUGUACCAGCUUCUGGAUGAUUAUAAAGAGGGCAACCUUCGUAUCUUGCCAGAGUACGAUGAGAAUCCUCGACCAGAUUUAAACCUGAUAUUUAAGGAUGGUCUGAUAGGCAAGAUUGUGGAAUAUACCCAAGACGACGGUUCUAAAAGGACCGGGAAGGUGAUUGGUGAAGUAGAAGCCAAACCAUCGGUGUACUUGAUGAAAUUUAACGAUGAUUUUCAUAUCCAUGUCUAUGACUUAGUGAAAUAUAUCUAA